AUGGCUCCGUUCUCCGUAAAAAGCGCAGCAUGUCCCUGGCAGCGCUUCGCUGCCGUGCAACCUCGCUUCGAUCCGUCAAUCACCGUCAGCGUGCGAAAUCAAACUGCGGAUUUCCCACGAUCGCGUGUGCGACAUACUGCGGAUUUUCCACGAUCGCGUGUGCGACAUACUGCGUCGAGCAAUCGCCCGAAUCUGGAACGAUCUGUUCGGCACGACAGGGAUUUGCGAUUCUUUUCACUGCAAGAUCCCUUCUGCUCUCAGAGGUUCUACUCAAGUCCACCAUUGUUUCAGACUUCUCAGAGGCUAUUUUCUAGAAAUCGCCUGUCCGAUGGAGGCUCUGAGCAAUUUACAAAUCAAAUGCCGUCUGCUGGUCGAACGGGUUGCACCUGCCGAACGGCUAUUAGCGCAGAGUCGCGUGCUUAUUACGGGAACUUCGCGCGUCCGAGAAGGCGACUGGCUCCCGCGAUUUCAGCGCGGUUCGGCUCCGGAGACGAUGCAUCGGGACCUUUCGCCAAGCUGGCUUCUCUGAUCCCGACUCCUUCAACUCCCAAGUCUCCCACCACGGCGACUCCGACUCGUGAAUCUUCCAGCACGGGGAAGGGGGAGAGUGUAACAGGCGAUUUUGCAGCAGAAGAAGCAGAGACGCAGGUCGGACAGCGUGCUAGGGAUGCUUCUGAUACAGGGAUGGACGGCGGAGCCAGUGCUGGGAGGGAUUCAAGUAGCAACGAGCUGCAGCAGCAGCAGCAGCAGCAGCAGCAGCAGCAGGCGAAGAGACAGGAGGAGCAGGUAACGAAGCGGACACAGCAGCAACCGAAGCAGCAGCAGAAACAGCAGCAGCAGGUGGAAGGAGAAGGGGGCUCGGCAGGGGUGAGAGGGGGUUCACGGCUAGAAGGAGUGCGGGGGGAUGGCAAGGGAGGAGCAACAGGUGCCGAGGGUGAUUCUAACGGUGGACUCCCUGGGAAUCGUCAGAAGCGGCAGCGAGGAGAAGUGGCAGCAGGGAGCAGUCAGGGAGGGGUGGGAGCAGUAGGGCAGGAGCGAGGGGCGAAGUCAGGGCAGAAGGAGAAGCGAAAGGGGCAGGCAGGAAGCGGGUUGGGGUAUGUGGAUCAGCUGCGGAUGCUGCAGGCUCAGAUGCAAGGAGCAGAGAGUAAACCAGCGGAGAUUAAAUCAGCAGAGGUGAAAUCAACGGAGAAGCAGCAGCAGCAGGAAGUGCCUUUUGAGUCGACUCAAACGAGACACGGGACAGACGGCAGGAAAGUAGAAGCUGUUCCUGUCCCGACUGAGGCGAAGCGCGGUUGCUGCAGCCCCAUGGAGUCUAAGAGCACCUGCGCCGCUUCCCCCGCCGCUGCGACCGGCGGCGCCGGGAGCGACGUGACGCAUGCUGACAUCAGCGAGUAUUACGGGAAGACGGUGCAGAAGCAGGCGGAUCUGCAGACGUCAGCGUGCCUGGUGAAGGGCGGCUUGGGGGAGGACAUUCGCCGCCUGCUCAGCAACGUCCACGAUGAGAUCUUGGCGAAAUUCUACGGCUGUGGUUCGCCCAUCCCUCCCCUACUCAAGGUACAGUGGUGUGAAAGUGAGGGAUGCACGGUGCUGGACUUGGGGUGCGGAACAGGGAGGGACGUCUACGUGGCAGCUCAGCUUGUGGGGCCCACAGGCCAGGUCAUCGGUGUCGACAUGACAGGUCAGCAAGGAUAUCAAUGGGGGGACGAGCAGCUGGCGGUGGCACGGAAGCACGAGGAGUACCAUCGGGAGAAGUUCGGAUUUGCCCAGUCCAACGUGUCCUUCAGGAAAGGGUUUAUAGAGGAUCUCAAGGCUGCUAAUGUCGAGGACAGCUCAGUGGAUGUUGUUGUUUCAAACUGCACCAUCAACCUCACGCCCAUCAAGUUGCCCGUCUUUUCCGAGAUCGCCCGUGUGCUCAAACCGGGCGGCGAGCUCUACUUCUCGGACAUCUUUGCCGACCGCAGAAUCCCCCAGCACCUGCGACAGGACAAGGUUCUCUUCGGCGAGGGCUUCAGCGGUGCCCAUUACUUGGAGGAUUUCCGCCGCCUCAUGGCCUCUGUGGGUCUGGGUGCGUGGGGAGUGGUGGAGGCUCGACAGCUCCACGUGGACAACCCCAAGAUUGCCGCCCAGAUCGGCCCGAUCAAAUAUUACAGCUUCACUGUUCGGGGGGUGAAGCUGCCCGAAGGGGAAGGUGAGGACCUGCCCGAGAAUUACAGGCAGACAGCGACAUAUUCUGGGUCUAUUCCAGAGCGAGCGGGGAAAUUCACCCUGGACGAUGUGAGGGUGUUCAAGGCAGGUGUACCGACACCUGUGGAUGCUACAACUGCUGCCAUGCUGACGAAGUCUCGCUACAGCAGUGUGUUUACUGUGACUGAGAAGGGGGCUCACCAGGGGGUCUUCACUGGGUGGCCAAGAUUUCCGGCUUCGGUUGCUGGUGCCUGGUGGUCUGCCACUGUAGAGAAGGCGAAAUCUGGUUGCUGUUAA
Messenger RNA from Closterium sp. Yama58-4, 2481 nucleotides. The record is from the annotation of a GenBank genome assembly. Lineage: Eukaryota; Viridiplantae; Streptophyta; Zygnematophyceae; Desmidiales; Closteriaceae.